Molecule: messenger RNA, 765 nt
Organism: Henningerozyma blattae CBS 6284
Lineage: Eukaryota; Fungi; Ascomycota; Saccharomycetes; Saccharomycetales; Saccharomycetaceae
Gene: CKB1
Product: casein kinase 2 regulatory subunit CKB1
Exons: 1
Coding region: 1-765 (254 amino acids)
Cellular component (GO): cytoplasm; protein kinase CK2 complex
Molecular function (GO): protein kinase regulator activity
Source: RefSeq, a predicted model, not a curated record
AUGAGUGAAUAUAUUGCAGACCGUAACGAUGAUGACAGCUCUGAAGACAGUGGAUCUUAUGAAGAAUGGAUCCCAUCCUUCUGUGCCCGUUUUGGCCAUGAGUACUACUGCCAAAUCCCCUCAGAGUUUCUAGAAGAUGACUUCAAUAUGACUGCAUUAGCUUUAGAAGUUCCGCUUUAUCGUCAAGCUCUAGAUUUGAUUUUAGAUUUGGAAGCUGUUAGUGAUGACGAGGCAGAACAUGGUGAAAAUGGUCAACCAGAAGUGAGCCGUUCCUUAGUAGAACACGCUGCAGAGCAAUUAUAUGGAUUAGCUCAUGCAAGAUACGUUUUAACUAGACCAGGUUUACAAGCCUUGGCUGAAAAGUUUGAUCGCCGUGCAUUUGGGACUUGUCCACGUUACCAUUGUGGCGGUAUGCAAUUACUGCCGUGCGGGCUGAGUGACACUUUAGGACGUCAACCUGUCCGUCUUUAUUGUGCGUGUUGUGGUGAUUUGUAUGUUCCUGCUCAAGCCCGUCACGCUCAAUUAGAUGGUUGCUUCUGGGGUACCUCUUUACCGGGAGUCUUUUUACAACAUUUUCCAGAAUUAGGCGAAUAUGUAGGGAAAAGACCUGUUCAAAGCUAUUCCUUGCGGGUUUUUGGAUUUGGUGUUAAUGAAAGAGCUGUCUCUGGGGCAAGAAUGGCUUGGUUAAGACAAAGACCAUCCACUGAAGAAGAAUGGGAAGAAUAUGCCAAAUGUGAAUAUGAAAUGCCCACAGAAGUAAGCUGA